Molecule: messenger RNA, 642 nt
Organism: Penaeus vannamei (Pacific white shrimp)
Lineage: Eukaryota; Metazoa; Arthropoda; Malacostraca; Decapoda; Penaeidae
Source: RefSeq, a predicted model, not a curated record
AUGGAAAGUUUAUGCAAGGAGGCAGGGAUCACUCAGCACUUGAUCACUCCAUACCAGCCUCAGAGCAAUGGUGUGGUGGAAAGAGUGCCUGGCUCAAUUAAACGCAUUAUUUGUGCUUUAGGAAAAGGGUUAGCAUAUCAGUGGCCCAAAUAUUUGAGUUGGUGUGCCAGGAGCUUAAAUGAAUGGGUACGCAGUACCACAGGAACUCCUUAUUGGGCAUUCUUCAAAGAUCCUAAAAAGUACAUAGAGUUUAGGAUGCCACAUCUUCCGGCAGACGAGGAAGGUUUGGAAUUGGCAGAGGACAGUAUGAAAGAACAGCGGGACAAAGCAGUAAAGACAUACUCACAAAAGAAAAAUGUGAAAAUUAAAAACAGGAAUGUGAAGUGUGGUAGUUUAGUGUGGGUAAAGAGAGAAGUGUUUGAUCCGUAUACCUUUCGUAAACUUUGUUAUCAAUGGCUAGGACCAUAUGUAGUGGAAGUAGUGAUACGAGAGGGAGGUGCAUAUAUCCUUGGUGAUCCCAAAUCAGACAAAACUAUCAAAAGAGCAGCAGAUAAGGUCAAGCCUUGUUUAGGGACAGAUGCAUACUUAAUUCCAGACAGUGUAAAGGUAGACUUUGACUCAGAAAGUGAAACUGAAGACUGA